Molecule: messenger RNA, 1563 nt
Organism: Myotis lucifugus (little brown bat)
Lineage: Eukaryota; Metazoa; Chordata; Mammalia; Chiroptera; Vespertilionidae
Gene: PPP1R2
Product: protein phosphatase 1 regulatory inhibitor subunit 2
Biological process (GO): regulation of signal transduction
Molecular function (GO): protein phosphatase inhibitor activity
Source: RefSeq, a predicted model, not a curated record
GCUUCGGCGUCGGCGUCGCUCCCGCGCUGGAGCGGUAGGCCGGCUUCUCUCCGCGUCCGCGGGCCGCGGUGCCGUGUCGGUGGCCAGGGGCGCGCGAAGAACCGCCAGCCGCGCGGCGUCGGCUAGACGCCAAAGCGUCGGGGUCGUUGUGUCGUGGGAACGACGCCGGCGGCCGCCUCCGCGACACAGGGUGCGGCCGCUUCAGCCCGGGCGGGCUCGGCGGCUGCCCGGCGAGUCUCGGCUCGCGCCUCUCCCUUUCCUUCCUGGACCCGACGCCCAGCAGCGACCCUGAACCGACCGCCGGAGGGGCGGGCAAUGGCGGCCUCGACGGCUUCGCACCGGCCCAUUAAGGGGAUCCUGAAGAACAAGACCUCUACGACUUCCUCUGUGGUAGCCUCGGCCGAGCAGCAGCCCAGCAAGAGUGUCGAAGAAGAACUGAGUAAAAAAUCCCAGAAGUGGGAUGAAAUGAACAUCCUGGCGACAUAUCAUCCAGCAGACAAAGACUAUGGUUUAAUGAAAAUAGAUGAACCAAGCACUCCAUACCACCGUAUGAUAGGUGAUGAUGAAGAUGCAUUGAGUGAUUCAGAAACUACUGAAGCCCUGACCCCAGAUACAUUAGCUAAGAAAUUAGCUGCUGCUGAAGGCACGGAGUCAAAGUAUCAGGUUCAUGUACAAGAAAGCAGUGAAGAUGAAGACAGUGACCUCUCACCUGAAGAACAAGAAAAAAAGCGACAGUUUGAAAUGAAAAGGAAGCUUCACUACAAUGAAGGACUGAAUAUGAAAUUAGCUAGGCAAUUAAUUUCAAAAGACCUACAUGAAGAUGAUGAAGAUGAAGAAAUGUUAGAGAGUGCAACUGGGGAAAGUAUGCAUAUGGAAGAAUCAAAUCAAGGAUCUACUACAGGUGACCAACUGCAAAACAAAUCACAGAGUUCAUAGAAGAGAUUUGUUCAACACUCAUUGUUGCUACAGACCCUGUUGCUAUACUUUACUGCUCUUGUUCUCUACAAUUCAUGACUUAAGUACCAAAAUGCAUACCAAUGUUGCCAAGAAUUAAAUAACUUUAGAGACUAAUUAGACUUGAAAAUGCCUAAUUGAUAUAUAUAUAUAUUCUUGUGCCUAGUACUUCACCACAAAUACAGCAUAAUAUCAUCAGUCCAAAACUGCAUUACUUUUUUAAGAACACUGGUUAAUUUGUAUAAGAUAUUACAUAGCUUUUUAUGCUUUAGAGGUUAAAUAAUAUCUUGGGAAGGGGGAGGGGAUUUAAUUUAUUUUCUUCACUUCUAGAUGUGAUAGCUCGUAUAAAAUUUUUUUAAGUCAAAAUCCAAUUGGAACAACAGAUUAUAUAGGCUGAUAAAUAUUCAAUCUGAAAAGUAUUUUAACACAUUUCAACUUGAUUUUUCUCUUUAAAUAAAAAAGAUUACAAGAAUUACUAUUGCAUUUUCUGGCCUACUACCUUUAAAAUUCCUUUUGAGUUUGUUUAUGUUUUCAGGGAAAGGAUUAAACAUUUUCCUCACCAAAACUAGCUAGCUUUAUUCACAAAUAAAUUACCAGGUUAAACUUGCA